GAAAAUCUGACUGGACGGCUGCAUUCUAGCGUCAUCCGCGUACAAGGAGCGUCGCAGUUCGAUGACGGAAGAUAAUCUAGACGCAAACAUGGCUGACCGAGCAGCGUUGGAAAGAGAGAUAGAGAAGUUACAAAAUCUAAUUAAGGACCACAAAAGAGUUCACGGUGAUGCUGCGCCGAGUUCAUCUCAGUGGAUUCCUACAAAGCGUGGCCUGGGUAGGGGACGAGGGCACAACCCGUAUUACAUUCCUUCCUAUUCACAGCUGACAUAUGCGCCUGACUCUACUAGCCAGUGGAAGAAAAAAUACUCGCUCAACAACACAACGACUAGACCCCCAGGAGAAAGACCUUCACUGAUUUCUGAGGCGAAUCCAAAAAAGACCAGACAAGUCAACCCUGUGGGAUCCGAUGCUCACUCUCUCUGUGUGGCCAGUAAGGUUUUACAUGAAGGGAUGAGAAAAGCGAGAACAGUGCCUUUAAGCAGCAUAACAGGAAAGGAGUCAUUACUUCAGAUUAACAAUGUUCCAGCUGAUGGUGGGGACAGGACAGUAUUAAAAUCGACAAGAACUGAGUCUAUCGUAGACCCGAUAGAUUCGGGUUUAUUAAAGUAUGGACAAAAGAGUGCCGCUGAUGUAAAGAUGAAACCGGAUGCAACAUCGAAUACAAGCUGUUCAGCGGCUUUGAUGGUUCCCUCGUCCAAGGAGUCCAGUGCCUCCAACAAAAAGCACACUGCACCUCCCCAAAUUAAACCCUGCCUCAAAACUACACUUUCAAGUAAUCAGACUGUAAAAAUGCCUGCUAAGGAAUCACCCACUCCCUCGUUGCCUACGUCGAAGGUCAGUCUUCAAGCAGAUUCGCCUCCAAAGAUUCAGCCAGCUUUGUCCCCUCAUAAGAAAUCUCGAUUUACCUGGGUGAAAAACCAAUGGACUGAGACCAGCCAAACAACAGCAGAGAUCCACCAGUUUUCACCAAGCUCUGCUUCAGCAUCUAGUGCAUCUCCGGUGGUGCCCAAGCACACCCAAACCUCUAGCAAGAAGCUUCAUCGCAAGCUCAGUUUUUCCACCAGCUCCUCUAGAACCUCGAAGUACUCCUGGGUGUCGUCUUCAUGUUCCCCCACAGCAUCUGCCAAAUCCACCUCCGCUAAACUCCCACACAAGCGCUUUUCCCCCAAAGCGCUCAAGGUGAUUGGAAAAACUUCAAAAGAGGGACUAGAAGGCAAGAAACUUACAGCUACUUCUACCGUAUCAAAAAGGGCUAAAGUCAGUGCUUCUACGUCUCAUGCGAGCCAUGACAGUCGCUACUGCUGGAAGGCAGUCGCAGCAGCCUCCUCUUCAGCAGCACGCGGGUCCACGCCGAGGUCUUCACGCAAGAGCUCAGUGUAUCGAUGGACAGCGCAGAAGGACGAGAAGGAUUCAACAUGGUCGGCGUCACGAGUUCAGCAAAGUCCUUCCACUCCUCUGUCUAGCACUGGAUUCAAGCUGAGGAGCAGAACCAAGAUCAUCAGUCCUGCUUCAGAGAGAAGACCCAAUGUCGGCAUGGUGUACAUCAGGAGUCGGUAUUCACUGCGCAGGAGGACACACACUCCUGUGAAGAUCUCCCCCAGACGAGGCUACUCCAGAGUUCUGGUGUCUGUGGGCAGGCAUAGACUUCGGCGUCUGUCUCCAUCCAGCUCUUUCACUGCUCCAGCCGGUUUGUUUUUGAAUGAUCAAGGUUCAUUCUCUCAGCCGAUACGGAAUCCGGCACCUCACAGGGGCAUUAAAACGCGCUACAAGAUUGACACACGUAGGGUCCAGCUCCAGCACCACAACCCCGUCCUCUCCUACAGACUCAAGAGAGUUCAGUCAGCAAGAUUUCUGUUGCAGUCUCGUCUGCGUACCACUCCGGAUAGGCAGUGGAGGGGGCGGUGCAUGCGCUGGAUCAGCGGUUCACUCUACAGGGUCUCAGCCAAUAAGCUCUCCCGCACUCAUACUCCCAGCACCCCAUUCAACAGAUCAGGAAAGGUUUUUGGUCCCCAAGAAGCAUUCUUUGGCAGUAGCACAUGUAGGACCUCCAUCUCACGACAUGUGGCCAGUCGGGCAGUGCAGAAGAGUCUGGCUAUCAUUCGCCAGGCUAAUCAGAAGAAACAGCAGGCCAAAAACUACUGCAUGUAUUACAACCGCUUUGGCAAGUGUAACCGUGGCACAGCUUGCCCCUUUAUCCACGAUCCAGACAAAGUUGCCGUUUGCACCAGGUUCCUUAGGGGCACGUGCAAACAGACAGAUGGGACGUGUUCUUUCUCACACAAAGUGUCCAAAGAGAAGAUGCCUGUGUGUUCGUACUUCUUGAAAGGAAUCUGCAACAACAGUAGCUGCCCCUACAGCCACGUCUACGUGUCUCGCAAAGCGGCCGUGUGUCAAGACUUUAUCAGGGGCUACUGUCCUCAGGGAGAGAAGUGUAAGAAGAAACACACACUAGUGUGUCCAGACUUCUCCAGAACUGGUGUGUGUUCCCAAGGCACUAAAUGUAAACUGCAGCACAGACAGAGGGUCAAGCGUGCUGGGUCCAGCCUGAGCUCAGGCUCGGGUAAAAGAGCUCGCAGCCGCGAAUCAACAAAAAGUCCAAAGCCAGAACCAGAGUCCCCUCAAGCAGUGGAGGGAACACCUAAGGCUGGUUUUGCAAGACUGCCCUCAUUCAUCUCUCUGUCCAGUUCCCCGGAGCCCUCUGAAGGUGGUGAGAGCCCUCUAUGCCACCCUGGAGCAGGGGCAGAGGGCACAGGCAAGAAGCUGCACAUCAAGCCCCGCUUCUAGAGCCAAUGCUGAA
Molecule: messenger RNA, 2798 nt
Organism: Silurus meridionalis
Lineage: Eukaryota; Metazoa; Chordata; Actinopteri; Siluriformes; Siluridae
Gene: zc3h3
Product: zinc finger CCCH-type containing 3
Exons: 12
Coding region: 62-2785 (907 amino acids)
Cellular component (GO): nucleus
Molecular function (GO): metal ion binding
Source: RefSeq, a predicted model, not a curated record